This is a messenger RNA of Postia placenta MAD-698-R-SB12, 504 nucleotides long. RefSeq lists its product as hypothetical. Gene Ontology annotation, biological process: C-terminal protein methylation. Lineage: Eukaryota; Fungi; Basidiomycota; Agaricomycetes; Polyporales; Adustoporiaceae. The record is from RefSeq and is a predicted model, not a curated record. Gene Ontology annotation, molecular function: protein C-terminal S-isoprenylcysteine carboxyl O-methyltransferase activity. The coding region runs from base 1 to 504 and encodes 167 amino acids. The transcript has a single exon. Gene Ontology annotation, cellular component: membrane.
AUGUGUGUUAUUUUAGCAAACAGAUUCCCCACUCACCCACUCGCGCGAAAGAUCCUCGAUGCCUUGGGGCCCGAUCCGCUUUACAACACAAGCAGGGUCGGAUUCUCACCCAUAUUCCUGAUCAGGGCUAGCAUUGCGACACUCGGCGGUUUCAUCUGUUACAAAUGCCAUUACGAACUUGGACGCCUAUUCACAUACGAGGUUACGAUUCAGCAGAACCAUCAGCUCGUCACGACUGGACCGUACGCAUACGUGCGCCACCUGAGCUACACAAGUAUCAUUGUAUCUUACGUCGGGAUGGGUGUCUGCCUGGCUAGUCCUGGCUCGUGGCUGAAGGAAUGCAGGGUGCUGGAUACGUUCGCUGGAAAGAUCGCCGUGUGUCUGUAUGUGGUAUAUACCUUGUGGGGAACCGUAACAGUCGUGGCUCGUACUUCCUUAGAAGACAGGCUGAUGAAGGAACAGUUUGGAGGAGAAUGGAACAAGUGGGCACAGAAUGUUCCAUAA